Salarias fasciatus (jewelled blenny) is the source of this 3232-nucleotide messenger RNA. Its product is annotated as zinc finger protein 431-like. Gene Ontology annotation, molecular function: DNA-binding transcription factor activity, RNA polymerase II-specific; RNA polymerase II cis-regulatory region sequence-specific DNA binding. The transcript has 7 exons. Lineage: Eukaryota; Metazoa; Chordata; Actinopteri; Blenniiformes; Blenniidae. The coding region runs from base 334 to 2820 and encodes 828 amino acids. The record is from RefSeq and is a predicted model, not a curated record. Gene Ontology annotation, biological process: regulation of DNA-templated transcription.
GUCGUUCAUUAGGUUUAGAAAUCUCCGCGUACAGAGCCCAGAGGUCUAUAUCUUGACGGACAGAGCGAGUCCUGACGAGGUGAUGUCCAGGCAGUGAGCGCUCAGCAUGGACGGAGGCAUCUGUGACUUACCCGGGGGAGUGGCGGCCUGUCCCAGCCCACAUUGAAGUGAAGACACGCUGUGAGCUGUGUGUCUGUGUGUCCAGGUCCCUCUCUCCCCCUGUCCACCCUGCGCCUCCUGGUCCCACCCAUCCGCCUGGUCUCUGCUGCCAUCUGGCAGACAGUGGAGCAGAAGAUUGUGUCGGACUACGGACUCCUGGAGGAGUUCGUGUUCAUGGUCACAGAGAUCGUCCCACAGCUUCUCUCCAGCAGACAGCGAGCCGAACUCAUUCUGGGACUGCGAGCACGGCUCAUCUUAGAGCUGUGUCGCUCUGAGGAGACCGCUGUCCUCCAUGUGAUUCAGCCUCAUUUGGACCGCAUGCAAAACCUGCGCUCUCUGUGGAACGUGGAGACUGAAGAAGCAUCUGACUCUCACUUUCUGGGCCUCGUCCGAAACCUUCUGAGAGAUCCGGACGAGAGAAGAAACUUUUUCCAGGAUGUUUUCCCAGGAGAUUUUGGUCCCACUUAUGACAAAGCCAUCCAGACUCUGAUGUGGUUGUUUCUGUCCCGACUAGAAAAGCUUCUCCCAACACAAACACUUCAGCAGAUCGCAUCUCUGCUCAACGAUACCUCGUCAGUUCUGAAUGAGUGUAUGGAAAGUUUCACUCAGCCGCAGGAACUCAAGCUCCUUCUUGACUCUCAUAAAGAUCUCAGCCAACUGGAAGACAUCGAGUCGUACGUCGUGGAGAGUGGGAUCUUGUCAGCGCUGUGCCUCCCUCCCGUGGAGCGAGUCGUGAUCGUCAACGAGCAAGCGGAAACGGACACUGAAAGCGGCCUUGUGUACACCGUCUGCACCGAGAUGGAGGUGGAGUCGGAGAACAAAGAGCUGUACGUGGAGGGCAGCGGCCAGUCGGAUGACUGUGUUCAGACGCAGUGGUUCGGCCUCAGCGGGGAGGUCAAACCAGAAAUGGACGGCGUGGUGGUCACGGACCCCGGGGAAGCCGUGGAAGCCAGUGAGGGUGAAGCAGCGGACGACCGUCAGGCAGGGACGCUGAUCAUUGGGGAGGACGGACAGGUGACGGUGCUGGAUGGCGUGGAGAAGAAGCCCAAGAAACGCGGCAGGAAGAAGAAGCAGCCCGUAGAUGAAGAUUUCGAAGUGGAGGGAAGAGCGAAGAUCAGGAGCGAGGACCAGGACAUGCUAUGGGAGCGGCCGGUGCGAAAGAACCGGGGACUUAAGAUGAAACGGUACUUGUCUCAGUGGAGGAAAACUGGCAAGACGCAGGGAACCUCCAACAGCAAAACGUUGACCCGGUCGCACAGCUUAAGCAAAAGCAGCGACCUGGACGACAGGACGUGCAAAGUCUGCGGCAAGGUAGUGUCUCAAGCCAAGUUCUUGGAACGCCACAUGAGUCAGCACGCGGAGGAGCAGCAGUACACCUGUCCCUCAUGUCUGCGGUCCUACAAGAGCCUGCGCUACCUGCAGAUACACAGGUGUGCAACGUUCUCCGAAGGACGGCCGGGAAGGAAACCCAAGCAGCCGGAGUCCGGAGAAGAGGAGGGCGAGCAGUCGUCCAGCGGGGUCCAGUGUGAGACGACCGGCGAGGAGCAGCUGUUGGACCCCGACCCCAACCAGGACCCCGACUACCUUCCCUCCAAAGAAGAGGGCCCCUUCUACUGUCCGCACUGCAGCGUCGAGUUCAAGUGCAAACAGACCUUCAGGUUCCACCUGAGGAACAUCUGCUACACGGAGCAGCAGGUGGACCCCGAAAAGCCCGACGACGUCAAGCACUGCUUCCGCUGCAACGAGUGCGACAAGGCCUUCAAGUACAAGUCGACUCUGGACUCGCACAAGCAGACGCACAACCCGCUGUACUGCGAGGUGUGCAUGAAGCUGGUGCGGGACUCGGAGGCGCUCGCCAUGCACAAAGAGUCGCACACGCCGUUCCAGUGCAACCGCUGCGAGGAGAACUUCCCCGUGUUCAAGUCGCUCCACAAGCACUACAUCGACGUGCACAACCCCACCGAGCCGUACACGUGCACCCACUGCCAGACCACCUUCGCCAGCCUGAAGCGCUUCAUCAGGCACGAGUGGAAGCACACCGGCUACCAGCCGUUCCAGUGCUCGCACUGCAGCAAGCGCUUCCGCUCCUACUCCGACCUGCUGGAGCACCAGAAGAAGCACACCAAAGCCUACCCCUUCCUCUGCUGGGAGUGCGGCAAGAAGUUCCGGCACAGCGUCACGCUGACGAGGCACGUGGAGCGCGUGCACAACGCCGGCGAGCCCAUGACCGAGAGGCCCAUGCCCACUUUCACCUGCUCCCAGUGCGGGAAGAGCUUCACGUCCAGGAGGUGCCUCCUGAAGCACGACAACUUCCACCACAAAGGGAUGCGCUUCCCCUGCGAGCACUGCGGGAAGGGCUUCUUCGGCAAGGACGCUCUGGUGCGGCACACGCUGAUCCACACCGGCGAGCGGCCCUACAAGUGCGACGACUGCGACAAGUGCUUCCGCUCGGCCGCCGAGCUGAAGAUCCACCGGAGGUAUCACACCGGGGAGAGGCCGUUCAAGUGCAACGUCUGCGAGAAGGGCUUCGUGCAGUCCUGCUUCCUCACGCUGCACAUGAGAACCCACACGGGAGAGCGGCCGUACGUCUGCACCCAGUGCAGCAAGGGCUUCUCCAGCCUGCACGGCCUCAAAAGACACCGCAGACUGGUCCAUUCCUAGCUGGUCCCAAAACCACGCUUAAGCGCCCAUUUCACCCGUCCGAACAGACCCAGAGAAUGAUUGCAUUGAAGGAUUGGUCACCGUUUAAAAAAAGAAAAGAAAAGAAAAAAAAAACGCUGGUCAGGUCCAGGACUUCAAAUGCAACUGGUUGUCCCAGUUGAGGGACUUUUUUUUUUUUUGUGAAAAAAAAAUGUUGGGCUCUUUGCUUUCCAUACAGCUGCCACAGCGUGGAUUGUAGGAACUGUGUAAUAUAGUUCAUUAAAAAAAGAUAUAACGUAAUGUAACUAUGUAUUUUUUACAGGAAUGUUUGCUGUAGUUUUGCGCAAGAUUUGUAUGUUUAAAUUUUAAUUCCAUUGGGAAUUGUUGUCUUUUUUUUCCAGUUUUUUUUUCUUUAAUAAAUUCAAAAUUUAAU